AUGGAGCGCGGAUUCCUCGGCGCAGUGCUGCUGCUGACGUGUCUCGGCGCUGUUUCACAAGUUGACUGCGUUCCUCUCAACAAGUCUCAGGCGCAAGUGCUGCUGCACUGUCUGAAGGCGUGGAGCACAACGAUUGACGGCUGGAUGGUUGGUGGGGACUGCAGCAAGGCAAGGAACGUCACGUGCGAUGGCAGGGGCAUGAUAACAGCCAUUUCUUUAGGCGGACACAUAUUACGGGGAUCGUUCCCUUCAUCCAUCGGCAACUUGACCGGCUUGACAAGCUUGAGCCUUCGGGAAAACAGACUGUGGAGCCCUAUCCCUGACUCUGUUAGCCAGCUCACGAAUCUUCGACUCUUGGAUCUCUACAUGAGUGGCAUAACUGGAAACAUUCCAUCCGCUAUUGGUCGCAUGAGCAGCCUUACGUACUUAGAUCUUGGCUACAACGGCUUGCUAGGCACAAUCCCUGACUCCAUUAGUGAACUUACAAAUCUUCGUUCCGUAAACUUCGGGAAGAAUGGGCUGGCUGGCGCAAUAACACAGUCGUUAGGCAGCCUAAAAACUUUGACCGCAUUGGACCUUAGCAGAAAUAGCUUCAUGGGCAAUGUUCCUGCUUCGUUUGGCAAUCUCACCAACCUUCGUGUCUUGAAUUUGGAUCGCCCCCCAGUGACAUGCCCUCCAGACUUCACCCAGUGCGUUGUCAAACAAGAUCCGCAAAGCGCUUUCUGCCUGAUGUGCCUCUCCUUUUGCACCACUUGUGUCAAGGCAGCAGCAU
Closterium sp. Naga37s-1 is the source of this 772-nucleotide messenger RNA. The record is from the annotation of a GenBank genome assembly. Lineage: Eukaryota; Viridiplantae; Streptophyta; Zygnematophyceae; Desmidiales; Closteriaceae.